AUGAUACCAAACCAUAAAGGAAAGGAAAAGGCCCGAGAAUUUAUUCCAGAAGUUGAAUAUGAAUUACCUCAGUUUAGUUCGCAAAACACAAUAAAUGGUAUCGAUUUAAAUCAAGAUACACCAGAAAUUUUGGUUUGUGGGAGCAACGUACAACGUAUGCGUAAUAAGAAAAAACGACAAGAGAAAGAAAAAGGUCGAUUAAAAUUAGAACAUAAAAUGAUGAGUGUCUGGGGAGAACAUCAUGACCCUCACGUUAGUACACAUGUGACCGGUUAUAAUAAUGUUGUCACUAAGAUCCUUCUUGGUAAUCUAGUAAAUAGAAGGCCACAUCACGUGCGUUUUACUGACACCCUGUUAGAGUUGGAAUCAAUCUUGGGUGAUGAUGAGGAGACUGAUGAAUUGAUCGAUUCACAAAGUGAAACAUCAUCCAAUCUUGUUGCAGGUGUUAAUCCGAAGCUAGAAGCAUCUAUUGACCAGCUUGAUGCACUAUUUGGGAAUGAUGAUGAUAAUAUGGAAACUGAUGUGGAGACACAAAUGAUUGAUAACGAUAAUGAUAAUGUAUCUAUAAAUCAAAUGAAUUCCGAUGAAAACAAUGAAGUUAAUGAAGUCAAUGAGACUAAUGAAAUUGAUGAAAUUGAUGAAGUCAAUGAAGUCAAUAAAGUUAAUGAAGUUGAUACAGUCAAUGAGGUUAAUGAAGUUAAUGAGGCUGAUAAAGUCAAUGAAAUUAAUGAAGCUGUUAAGGUCAAUGAAGUUAUUGAAGCUGAUAGAAUUGAUGAAGUUUUUGAAGGUUUUCCUAAUGAAAAAUCUGCAAAUGAGAUUCCUGUAAAUGUAGAUCAAAUCAAUGAAACUCUUCCUCACUUUGAAUUUUUUAUAAUUCCUGAUAGUAUACUUGAAAAAGAUGAUGAUUUUGUACUGCCUGAAAAUUAUUUUGUUAAUCCAUCAAAAUUCACAUUUUUCAAUAUUCCAGAAGAGGUAUACUUGGAAGAAUCAGAAUUUGUGCUUCCUGAAGAAUAUUUUCUUAAGUCUCAAUCAAAAACUUCAAAUAAUAAAUUUCCAAAGACCAAAAUAGCAAAUUCAUCAAAGGUUACAACAAAUAGUGCUUCAACCAAUAUUGAAUUAUUGAAUAACACAAAUGAUAAUAAUGUUAGUAUUGAAUUAUCAGAAAAUGUUAUUGUUGAGCCAUCCAAAACUAUAGAUACUCAAGACACACUUUUUUCCACAUCUGAAAAUAUUAUCUUAUCCAAGAUUAUAAAUAAUACAGGAUUAAGAAAAGUAAUCUCAUCUAAAAAAAUAAAUACUCAAUCUUUCAGAAAUGAAAAUUCCAUUACAAACAAAAUUACAAAUGAUUAUUUUCCUAUAUCUGAAAAUAUCAUUUCAUCUAGAAAUAUAAAUUUUCAACCAUCUAAAAUUAUUUCAACAAAAGUUCACAAUUUAAGAAGUAAUAGACAAAAAGGCUAA
Messenger RNA from Diversispora eburnea, 1458 nucleotides. Lineage: Eukaryota; Fungi; Glomeromycota; Glomeromycetes; Diversisporales; Diversisporaceae. The record is from the annotation of a GenBank genome assembly.